ACCCUUUCUUGCGGAGGCCCUAUACUAAUAACUUGGCUUGCAGGACAAAGGCAGCUACACCGGCGUUAGCGAGCUUGGCUUUCCUUCCCUUUCCUUUUGCUACCCGAUCGCUCUUUUGACUUUGGCUCUUUAUCUGUAUACUAUUUAUUAUACACAUCCCCGUUUCUAAUCCAUAAUAAAGAGAUGAGUUAGGAUUCACUAAAUAAUAAUAAAGAGAUGAGUUAGGAUUCACUAAAUAAAGGACAAAAAGAAUCAAUGGGCCACCCACAGGAGAACCAACCCUUUCUCGUAUCUGGCACUAAUCCUUUUUGCACUUAGAAUUGGAAUGGAAUAACUAAUAGAUUGAGCAGCAGCUCGUAGAGACCACCUUCCUUAUAAAGAAAUCAAUAAAGAACAUAUCUCUCUUAUCUUGAAAUAAAGAACAUAUUGAUCUUAUCCUAUAUCUUGAAAUAAAGAACAUAUUAAUCUUAUCUUAUAUAUAUAUGUGUAUGUUUCUAUCCAUAUCCUGACAUAAGAAGCCCAAUAGGAGCAAGCAAUACUGGAAAGGGCGAUCCGAAAGACCUAUACGGAGAUCGGCUAAAACGCCCCAAAGGCAUUACAAAAAGCACUUAGUAGAAUGGAUAUGCCCACUAUAGACAAUACUAAACAAACUCUCAUUUCUUCUAGACGGUAUAAGGUCCUCUUUUCUUUCAAAGUGUCUUCUAUCUGCUAGAGCUUGAAUCAUUCCCAAGGUUUUGCCAAUACGUUGUUGUAUCGCUGCAGAUAUUUCUCUUUCUAACCACACAAUGAAAAGUACUUCCUCCUAUUGUAAUUCCGUGGUACAAAGAUCUAUAGGAGUCCAUAUACUAAUAUAUAACUAAGGAUUCCGAUGUCUCAAAAGAAAUGGUCGUUUUUACUUCGAAUCGAAUUAGGCAUUAAUUUCUGAUCUAUUACGCUUCACUUCUAAAUGAUCAUAGGGUCUGUCUCCUCCAGUAAAGCCUUUCUAGAGCCUGUGGAAUAAGAGCAACAAUAUGGAUUUCUUCAUUUCACCGAUAUUCGUACCAAAUAAUGAGCUAAGGCUUUCAGCUCCUUCCUUUUGCCAUUGUACUUUCCCAAUCUCAUUCAUUGUCAAACUCAACAUUAUCAAUGGAAGGCGCAAUGAUAGGUAAGCAGUCUACGAAGCAAAGCCCCUUGCAUUACAGAAAUAGUUAUGAACUGACUCCAUUCCCUUAGUCUCCCGCCAAGCUAGCUAAUCUAAUAGUUUCUAGUUCCAUUCCUUCUUCUUAACUUUAACCAACACUUAAUUCAGAACGAAGGCCACCAUCCUUCUUAUUCUUUAUUGAUUUCUUUCUCGAGUGGAUUUCUGGGUGCUAAGGCCCUGGAAAGGGGAGAGUAGCUGAGUGGUCAAAAGCGACAGACUGUAAAUCUGUUGAAGGUUUUCUACGUAGGUUCGAAUCCUGCCUCUCCCACUUAUUGUUGUUGUAGACUCAAGAUAAGAUCAAGUAGGCGUCAGCGUAGGCCGAGCGAAGCUCUUUCUCUUUAGUAAGAUAGACUAAUUGCAAUUGUAUCGUAUGCUAGUUAGAGAGGUUGGCGAACAACUACGAUCGUUAGAUAUUCCCAUUAUCAGCUAUAUCCAAUCCCAACUAGAAUAGAAGCUAGGCGUAGGCUUUACGUCUGUCGGCACACGCAUGCACCCUUAAUAAUGCCUCCUUGGUUCGGGACAAAGCCCAGCGAUACCCUUACCCAGCAGCCAGCAGCCAGCAGCUGACGCUGACCUUACUUUUCCGUUUCAAACUCCUCGAAGCUUCUUAGCCCUCGGAAGCAAUGCUCUGUUUUUCAUAGAUUCUCCACUUUAGAUUAACGCUUCUAUACUCGAUCUUAACGCUAUAUUCUUUAAGCAUCUUAACGCUAUAUUCUUUAAGCAAUGCAAGUAUGAUCGAGGAUUGGACUUUAAGCAAUGCAAGUAUGAUCGAGGAUUGGAGAGGGAUAGGUGGAUUCAAAAGCUCAGGAUGGAAUGGAAUUCAGAGUCUUUGUGCGAGCCGUAUGCGGUGAGAGUCGCACGUACGGUUACGAGGGGGGUUAGCGUCUAUACUAUAAGUUUCUCAAACCCACCCUAUUUGUUCCAUGAUCUAUGGGUCUACUGGAGCUACCCACUUCGAUCAAUUAGCCAAGAUUUUCACCGGAUACGAAAUAACUGGUGCUCAAUCUAGUGGUAUUUUUCUUGGGAUUCUCUUUAUCGCAGUAGGAUCCCUAUUCAAGAUCACUGCAGUUCCUCUUCAUAUGUGGGCACCCGAUAUCUAUGAGGGUUCACCCACCCCGGUUACAGCAUUCCUUUCUCUUGCGCCUAAAAUCUCUAUUUCUGCAAAUAUGUCACGUGUUUCUAUGGUUGGUUCCUAUGGAGGUACAUUGCAACAAAUCUUCUUUUUCUGCAGCAUUGCUUCUAUGAUCUUAGGAGCAGUGGCCGCCAUGGCCCAAACGAAAGUCAAAAGACCUCUAGCUCAUAGUUCGAUUGGACAUGUAGGUUAUAUUCGUACUGGUUUCUCAUGUGGAACCAUAGAAGGAAUUCAAGCACUACUUAUAUAUAUUUGGAUUUAUGCAUCAAUGACGAUGGAUGCAUUCGCCAUAGUUCCAGCAUUACGGCAAACCCGUGUCAAAUAUAUCUCUGAAUUAGGCGUUCUAGCCAAAACCAAUCCUAUUUCGGCUAUUACCUUCUCCAUUACAAUGUUCUCAUACGCAGGAAUACCCCCGUUAGCCGGCUUUUGUAGCAAAUUCUAUAUGUUCUUCGCCGCUUUGGGUUGUGGGGCUUACUUCCUAGCCCUAGUUGGAGUAGUUACUAGCGUUAUAGGUCGUUGGGCGGCCGGAAGGUUGCCAUGAGUCAGGUUUGGGAAGGCAGUAUUCCGUGCACUGGACACGUAGCUUACCGAAUCAGUUGCGACACGGAUUGGAAUGCAUACUACGAAAUCAAGGGUAGAGUCUUAUACAUAAACCGUCGACUCCAUAUCCUUGUACGAGUCCACAAUCACUACACGAGAUGAACCUGGGUUUGGUGAAUAUAAGUUUGCCUUAGGUCUAAUAGGACUCCCAGUUACAGCGCGCUAUCGUAUACUGAGGUGCUCCCCAUCGGUAGUUGGAACGACGCGGGCCUUGAUUCAAUUCAUCAAGAUUCAGGGACAGAGGAUUUCAGCACCUUAUCAUUUUGGGCAGAAAACGAAUCGACAUCUCCUUGUGAUAAAGCCCUUUCAAUUGAAGUUGGGAAAGAACGGCGAAGUCCAUCCGAAAAACAAACCCCCAAUGAAUAAAUCAGAGGAGAGCCAAGUUUCAAUGGCGCGCGAACGAAGCGCAUGCAGAACGGGCACGGAUAGAGAAAUACAUAAGUGUGGUGGAAGAGACCGAGCUCAUUCCUUUCACUUACUGGGCUGGGCGCAGUGCUUUGUUUCCUGGCAAAAUCAAGGAUUUGGGGCUUAUUCCAAAAUCAAUAGUCUUAGAAAGAGAAGAUGGAUCCCAGAGUCUUAGAAAGAUAAGAUGGAUUAAAGGCAUCGAUUUCUUGUUUCUACUUAUAUCUAAUAAAGGCAUCGAUUUCUUGUUUCUACUUAUAUGUUUCUACUUAUAUCUAAUAAAGGCAUCGAUUUCUUGUUCGCCCCCCCGCUUCAGAAACGGCUCCGCAGCAAUGGAUGGCAGAGGGUCCGUAGUACCCGAA
This is a messenger RNA of Musa acuminata subsp. malaccensis (wild Malaysian banana), 3676 nucleotides long. The record is from RefSeq and is a predicted model, not a curated record. NCBI's taxonomy places the organism in Eukaryota, Viridiplantae, Streptophyta, Magnoliopsida, Zingiberales, Musaceae.